This is a messenger RNA of Salvelinus sp. IW2-2015, 705 nucleotides long. Its product is annotated as LIM and SH3 domain protein 1. The record is from RefSeq and is a predicted model, not a curated record. Gene Ontology annotation, molecular function: actin filament binding. Lineage: Eukaryota; Metazoa; Chordata; Actinopteri; Salmoniformes; Salmonidae. Gene Ontology annotation, cellular component: focal adhesion.
CGGGAGCGCGGCAUUGGAAAGAGAGGCGCCGUGCCCGCGCUUUACGUCUCUGGUUCGUGUACUGACAGCCAGCUGUGCGAUUAGAACGACAACAAUCUCCGGGAUUUGAUAAAUCCAGCCGUCAAACUCGACACGUAUUGUUUGGGAAGAACACUUUUACUUGACAGAUAUAUAUAUUUUUUCGUUUAAUUUAUCCAACUAGACAGCAUUCCUCAAACAUGAAUCCGUCGUGUGGCAGAUGUGGCACAAUCGUGUACCCCACGGAAAAAGUGAAUUGUCUGGACAAGUACUGGCACAAAGGAUGCUUCAGCUGUGAGACCUGCAAAAUGACUCUAAACAUGAAGAAUUACAAAGGCUUUGAAAAGAGACCAUACUGCAAUGCACACUACCCCAAGACAAACUUUACCUGCGUGGCCGACACUCCCGAGAACCUCCGCCUCAAACAGCAGAGCAAGAUGCAGAGCCAGGUGCAGUACAAGGAGGAGUUUGAGAAGAACAAAGGGAAAGGUUUCAGUGCUGUGGCCGACACGCCGGAGAUGCAGAGAAUCAAGAAAACCCAGGACCAUAUCAGCAACAUUAAGUACCAUGAGGAGUUUGAGAAGAACAGGAUGGGAGGAGAAAUCCCAUCUCCCCAGCCCAACAGCCCCAAUCCAGUGUUCCAGCAGCAGCUGCCCCACCAGCCCCCUGCUGCGUCUAAGAACUACA